Aspergillus puulaauensis is the source of this 777-nucleotide messenger RNA. RefSeq names its product S1 family serine peptidase. Bases 1 to 777 code for a protein of 258 amino acids. The record is from RefSeq and is a predicted model, not a curated record. Gene Ontology annotation, biological process: proteolysis. The transcript has a single exon. Gene Ontology annotation, molecular function: serine-type endopeptidase activity. Lineage: Eukaryota; Fungi; Ascomycota; Eurotiomycetes; Eurotiales; Aspergillaceae.
AUGAAGGUCUCUAACAUCCUCCUCCCCCUUCUCACAUCUGUCAUAUCCGGUGCCUUCGCCGGAGAAUUCAUCAUCGGGGGCGACGACACCGAGAUCGAAUCCUACCCCUACCAAAUCAGUCUCCAUCAAGACGGCGAACACAACUGCGGCGGCAGCAUCGUCAGCAAAACCCACAUUGUCACCGCAGGCCACUGCCUCGCUCGGGUCCAGAACACCUCACAGCUAGGCGUGCGAGCCGGGUCAACCUACCACGCACACGGCGGCCAACUGCUCAACGUAUCCGCCUACCACGUCCACCCACGCUUCAACCAAACGAGCCUCACCCACGACGUCGCUGUCAUCAAAUUAUCCGAGCCCCUCGAGCUCGGCCCCGCCGUGGCACCCAUCCGCCUCGCCUCUGCAAGCGCCGGCUAUCCCGAAACAGGAACAAUCACCAACCUGACUGGCUGGGGGUCGACGGAUGUGGACACGCCGUCUCUACCAGAUACACUGCAGGUGCUCGAGUUCCCUGUCGCUGAUCGGGGUGAAUGUAUCGAGCGUUGGCAACACCAUAAGUAUCAACCUCUUAACGUCACCGACACCAUGUUCUGCUUGAGCAGCUUCAAGGACGAGGAAACUGCGUGCCAUGGAGAUAGUGGCGGGCCCGUUGCUGUUGAUGGCACGCUUGUGGGUAUUGUCUCGUGGGGAGAACCCACCUGCGGCAGUGAUUACUACCCGAGUGUUUAUUCGAGUGUUUCUGUUCUUAGGGGAUGGAUAGAUGCUCAAUUGCGUGGCUAG